AGCAACGACCACUUUACGACAGGGAACAGUCUUCCACAUGGCCUCCAACGAGGCUGGAGCUGGAGUGUGUGUUUGAGGUUCGGUCGCUAAGCCUGAGCGUAGAAGGGAAGAAAAAAAAAAAAAUCACGUUACAUGCGUAGUUAGCACUUUAAUAGAGACAGAAAUGGGUAAAAGUAAAACCACUAAAUUUAAACGGCCGCAGUUCAACGCAGUUGGACUGCCGGUGAAUGCUGUGAAGGAACUGGACGCUGAGGAAGAAGAGCACGGUGAUGAUAGUUGUCCAGCUGCGGAGUUACUGGAGAAAUUGCAGAGUCCCAGUGCAGAUGUGCGAGAGUUUGCAUGUGCCAGCAUUUCUCGGGUGGUGCAGCAGAGUCAGACCAUCCCAGGCUUCCUCCAGAGGGAUGCUGUGAGGCGCCUCGGGCCCAUGCUGCUGGACAGCAGCCUGGCUGUCAGGGAGACUGCCACUGGAGCACUCAGGAAUCUGAGUGCAUGUGGCGGUCAGGAGGUGUGCGAGGACAUGGUAAAGCACGACGUCAUGACUCCAUUGACAGCACUGCUUAGAGAGAGCUGUGCUGGUUUUGAGAGCGAUGCUGUGCCAAUGAAAGACCAGAAGAAUGCAGUGGAGGAUGUUGCCAAUGAGGCCGUGAACCUAUUGUGGAAUCUGUGCGAGAGCAGCAGCCAGUCGCUGUCUGUGUUCAACAAAUCGGGUCUCCUGGACAUGGUUGUCCAGUGUCUGGAGAGACACCCACACAACAUGGAACUGGCCAUUUCUGCUGCCCACUGUUUGCACACUGUGACUGAGGAUAACCCAGAGCUGCUAUGUAGCAUUAACACCGCUGUGCUUGGAGUCGUGGAGAACGUGCUGCUGACAUCUCAGCCAGGCAUGACACACACUCUCCUCAGGACAUUGGCUGCAGGGACCCUGUGGAACAUGAAGGGCAGUUUGCCUGCUGCCCAUCAGGCCCAGACCCUCAACGCUGUGAUGGCCACCUUGUCACAGUGCCUGGAUCUGGACACAGGUACACUGAUACCUGAACUCAGACAGGCAGAAGAGGGUCGUCACAGACACACACCAGCAGCGGCAGACAUAGAAGACCAAGCUGCAGGAGAGCUCGCUGUGGCGGAGAUGGACGAGGAGGAGGAAGCACCUCAGCGCAAGAGGAAUGGAAAAGCUGUGGCGGUUGAUAACGACUUCUCUGACCUUUUGCCUAGGGACAAGGAGGAGCUGAGGGAGGCGACGGCCUUGCUGACAGCCCAGCAAACGUCCUUAGAGAUCAUCGUCAACAUGUGCUGCUCAGACGACCCUUCUGACGACGAGUGGGAGGAGGAGUCGAGCAGUGAUGAAAGCGACAUGGGUCCGGAUGGCCUUUGUGAUGGAGUGUCCAAUCUUAUGUCUCCACUGUGUUUGUCAGCUGAGGUUCACGGGGCCUUAAUCAACCACAGCAUCCCUGAGAAGGUCCUCAAAAAGACCGAGUUCCCCAGAAAGGAAGCCAUGGAUGUGUGCCAUCAGAAUCCCUCCUGGAGAGGCCUGAUAAAAAAGAUACAGCGUGUGCAGUCCCGGGCGCUGACGUGCCUCCAUAGCAUCCUCUCCACCAUGGACGCCGAAUCUCUGGGAGGGGCGGCCGCCCUGCAGGGAGCAGCACAGCACCUGUCCACGCUGGUUUUUGGUGCAGCAGAGAUACCCAAAGAUGAGGAGUUCCUAGAGGCCGUCAUCAGCGCCAUGCGGUCUCUUUUGCAGAUGAUUGCCUCCAAAAAUAUCUCCCAGUGUAUGACCCCCCAGCAGCUGAUGAGCCUGAGCGAAGCAGCCACCCGCUGCGAUGUUGUCAGUGUAAGGGUCAACGCCGUCGCCAUUCUGGGCAUCACUGGCAGCACACUGGCCAAAGAGAAGGGCACUGCUGAAACCCUUCAGAUGAUUGGAAACGCCUUACUUCAAGUUGCCACAAGGGAUGCUGACCUGGUUGUGAACGGAGAAGCCCUGGACGCCUUGUUUGAUGUUUUUGCAGAUGGAGACGAGGCGGAGACAGCUGCCAAAAACAUCCAGUUACUACCUGCACUGAAGGCACUUCAACCCGUCUUUAAGGCCAAGAUUCGUAAAGAAGGAAAAGGCAAGUACAGCCCCCAGCAGCUGUGUGUGCUUGACAACAUCAAAGUCAACCUGAGAAGAUUUAUUGGUUAUCUGGAGAAGGUGGUGAAAAAAUAACGCCUUGACAUUGCAGACAGUUGAAGCUGUAUGGUUUGGACAUGCUAGCAGGAGCAUAGAACGAAACAGAAUGUGGUUGUGAAACAACCAAGUAUUUAUUAUGUUGGUAGUAAACCAUUUGUUUUUGCUUGGUUUCAAUGUUCAUAUUCUCUAAAUAAUGAUUAACUAUUUUACUUGGUGAUGUGAAAGUUUAUUUGUUGUGAAGAAAGAUGGGAGUGAAAUCUGAUAUUAGUCAUUAGUUACUGCAAGAUGCAGUAAAGUUAGGUUUUUAUGUUUGCUCCCUUAGUUGAUAAAUAUCCUCCAAAAUCCUUGUCAGACUUGAAUUUGUCUAAUUUCAUGCCCCAUAGUAACAUUUUUCAGAGAUCAGGUGUGGUUUUGACAUGUGUGCUCUUAAUUUUGUCCCAUGUUUCAAUGGGCCAAACAUUGAAGUUUGCAGUUCUGCUACAAGGGGUGGGAGGCAGAGCUAUUCUACAUUACAGGCCCUUUAUACUGUAUAAAGGAUUGAAGUAUCAGCUAAGUAAUGAAAAAGAGAAGAUUUUGUAUGUGUAUUAUGGAUAUUGUGUAAUAGAAAAUCAUAAUUUUGUUAAGGAUGUUUUUGACAUGUUUAAAGAGAAAG
This is a messenger RNA of Sander lucioperca (pikeperch), 2816 nucleotides long. RefSeq names its product HEAT repeat containing 3 (gene heatr3). The transcript is spliced from 15 exons. NCBI's taxonomy places the organism in Eukaryota, Metazoa, Chordata, Actinopteri, Perciformes, Percidae. The record is from RefSeq and is a predicted model, not a curated record. The coding region runs from base 164 to 2200 and encodes 678 amino acids. Gene Ontology annotation, biological process: protein import into nucleus; ribosomal large subunit biogenesis.